This is a messenger RNA of Stomoxys calcitrans (stable fly), 801 nucleotides long. Its product is annotated as signal transducer and activator of transcription C-like. The coding region runs from base 1 to 630 and encodes 209 amino acids. The transcript has a single exon. The record is from RefSeq and is a predicted model, not a curated record. Lineage: Eukaryota; Metazoa; Arthropoda; Insecta; Diptera; Muscidae.
AUGAUGGUGGUUGCUACCGGAGCCCCUUCGAACGGUGGGCUUCAGCAGCAGCAACAUCACCAUCAGCAGCAUCAACAGCAACAACAACAACAACAGCAGCAGCAACAACAACAACAACAGCAGCAACAGCAUCAACAACAACAUCAAGAACAUACACGUCAAAUUAUUACCUCUACCUUAGCACAACAUCAGCAACAAUUACAAAACAACAACACAACCAUAAUAGCAACUCACGCACCUAAUGGGGGCUCAACGGCGGUGACAGCCACCACCGCAACAAUCGCAGCAGCACCGUCCAAUCUUGAAGCUUUUUCCAAUAUCGCAACUGCAGCUCAAACACUCGAAUUAAGUUCUCUAAAUGCCGCCCAAUUAGUGGGAGGCCAUUUAACAGCAAAUGGUGAUUUUGUAACAAUGGGUGGCGUUGUGGUCGGACGCAUCCAUCCAGCCCCAGGCAGCAGUGGAGCUUUCCUACAGCACCAAUUGCGAAUACAAACGCCCCAUCUGGGUGUAAUUAAAAUGGAACCAUCGCCUCAUGCCACUGAAUACAGUAGCGGCAGCAAUAAUAACAGCAACAACUACAACAAUGCUAACAACACAACGAGACACUCCAACACAGCCAACGAGGGAUGAGUCCCCGACUAUGAGACACUGUUAGAAUACGUGCUCAACGAAGAUGACAAAUGGGUAGAAAUCAAUGGUAAUUUUGUUAUGGACUCAUCCAAGUGAAAGGAUCUACGGAUGGAAUACACGCAAACGAAUGCCAACCUCUUAACUUGGAAAGCCCCUAAGAAGAAAAAGAAA